AAAACAGAGUAACACUCUGCCCGAAAUUUCUUCUUCUUCUGUUAUAUCUCUUUCUCGUGAAGCCCAAUGUAAAUUCCUCGCACGGAUUCAACUACCCCCAAAAAGCUGAACACUUCUUUCUCUCUAAAUCCUCUUUCUUUUAUUUCAACUCAAAACCCCCAAAAUAUCGAAACUUCAUCCAUUUUCAAAAAGACCCUUUUAAAGAUUUUAAAAUAUACAACAGGUUUUUAUUUCAACGUUCUGAUAAAAAUGAGUCUGGAGGCUGUGAAGAAGAUGUUUCGGAGGGUGAAGCAGGCGGUGAAGAAGACCAAGAAGAAGCAGAAACAGACUGUGUUUCAGUAUGAUCCGUGGAGUUACGCCUUGAACUUUGACGACGGAGGAGAAAAUCCUCAGAGAAGAUACUCCGGCGACUAUAAACACUGCAAGAUCACUUUGAUUUAUGUUGUUUCUGUCAAAUUUUGACAAGUUAUCUCGUUCGUUUACCGUUUUGAAGCAGUCCACAUUUGUUUCAGUGUCUCUACCUCUCUAUCUCUGUCUCCUUUUUGUCAUUUUCCAUCAAACUUUAGCUAAAGAUAUUUUUUUUUCUAAAAACUUUAACAGUGCUAGUGUUUUGUUUAUGUGUACUGCAAAAGAUUGAAGGCCUUGGUCUUCUAAGUUCAAGUCAAGCUUCUUAAAAUCGA
Messenger RNA from Raphanus sativus (radish), 680 nucleotides. RefSeq lists its product as uncharacterized. Bases 250 to 462 code for a protein of 70 amino acids. The transcript has a single exon. The record is from RefSeq and is a predicted model, not a curated record. Lineage: Eukaryota; Viridiplantae; Streptophyta; Magnoliopsida; Brassicales; Brassicaceae.